GUGCCUUUAAAUUGUGGUAUACCACCGACGCCGACUUCAAAGCAGGGCCACAUUGAUUGUGCAUAGGGUUCGUUUGCAUUUCUGCUGAUAUUUAACAAUUUAUUUGUGAAACCGUCAUGUUUCGUUCUGGUCUUUCGAAUUCUCUCUGCAAUGCCCACAUGUUGGCAUCUUUUCAACAUAUGUGCUUGCCCCGAGCCUGCGCUAGGCUGAGUACAGCAGCUUCGCUUUCUGAUGCUGAGAACACACUGCGUCGCUCGUAUCUCUAUGUACCUGCUUCAUCCAGCCGGAUGCUUGAGAAAUCGCUGACCACCGACUCCGAUGUCAUUAUAUACGAUUUGGAGGACAGCAUACCUCCCUCGGCCAGUGACAAGGAUAGCGCACGUCAGAGGCUGAGCGAUUUCUUGAACAACACGCUUGUUACCCCUCAACCAGACCGGAUAGCUGUUCGAGUGAAUGACAUUACUACACCUUUCUUCCAAAGCGACAUAUCUCAAGUGCUCAAACUCCCUUCUGUCCGGACACUCAUUUUACCCAAGAUUCACGCACCAGAAGAUCUCCAUUAUGUCUCGAGAGUUAUUCGUAACUCUUUAGUCCAUGAGUCAUCUCGCGAUCCCUCCAUUUCUCCUUUGAACAUCGUAGCAAGUAUCGAGAGCGCCCGGAGCACAUAUAAUUUGGGGAACAUUGCCUCUUGGAAGUCGGAAUAUGGUCCGAUCACAGGAGGUCGUUUGCGCUCUCUCUUGUUUGCUUCAGAAGACUAUUGUGCGGACACUUCAGUUAUCCGGACAAAAUCUCGCCAAGAGUUGCUUUUUGUGCGCUCCCGAAUUGUGAUUACUGCAAAGGCUUUUGGCCUGAAUGCCAUAGACAUGGUUUGCAUAAAUUAUAAGGACCUAAACUACCUAAAGGACGAAUGUGAAGACGGAAGGAAAUUGGGCUUUGAUGGGAAGCAAGCAAUACAUCCUACCCAAGUCCAGACGAUACAAUCAACUUUUGUUCCAACAUCACAAGAGAUACUUCGUGCAGCCAAGAUACUUCAACAGAUGGAAGCUGCCCAUACGUCCCAAAGAGGCGCCUUUGGUCUGGAAACGACAGACGGCGGGAAAGAGAUGAUCGAUGCGCCUAUGCUUAAGCAGGCUCUGAAGACUAUUCACGCAGCAAAGAUGGCAGGAUUGGAGAUUCCCAUCUAACGACAAUUUUUAUAUGUGCAUGGUUUACUGAGAUAACUGCUGUAGUGUUGCUUUUCUUGUACCGAGCGAGUCUGUAUAAUUUAUGCGUCGAGUUUCUGCUUGGUU
Molecule: messenger RNA, 1289 nt
Organism: Serpula lacrymans var. lacrymans S7.9
Lineage: Eukaryota; Fungi; Basidiomycota; Agaricomycetes; Boletales; Serpulaceae
Exons: 10
Coding region: 117-1184 (355 amino acids)
Biological process (GO): oxaloacetate metabolic process
Molecular function (GO): magnesium ion binding; catalytic activity
Source: RefSeq, a predicted model, not a curated record